This is a messenger RNA of Letharia columbiana, 2451 nucleotides long. RefSeq lists its product as uncharacterized. The transcript is spliced from 2 exons. The record is from RefSeq and is a predicted model, not a curated record. Bases 1 to 2451 code for a protein of 816 amino acids. Gene Ontology annotation, biological process: transmembrane transport. NCBI's taxonomy places the organism in Eukaryota, Fungi, Ascomycota, Lecanoromycetes, Lecanorales, Parmeliaceae. Gene Ontology annotation, molecular function: ABC-type oligopeptide transporter activity; ATP hydrolysis activity; ATP binding. Gene Ontology annotation, cellular component: membrane.
AUGAUGCGCAGCUCUAAGCUGCUUCUCCAGCGACUCAGCAGAGCCCCGGCAGCGAGCAGCGCCCAAGCCCAUACCUUCACUUUUCGCGCCAAUGCUCUGCCUCUCCCACUUCAAUGGAAAUGUUACACGACUUCCGCAGUAGGAAAACCCAGCGUUACAAAGCACGUUGAGUCAUUCAUUUCUGGCCAUCCUAGCCUGCUCGCCGCUCACAAUCGUCGCACAACCACACAUAAUGUCCGAUCAUUCACUACUACGCAAGCAUAUUCAAGAGAGGGGAGGCAUGCGGAGCGGAAGCCUGAACCGAACCCUCUUGUCCAUCAGGUGGAGGACACACCAACGAAGGCAGUAAGCGAGGAAGCUACAAAAACGGUAGAGGAGGAGGAGCUGGACCAUGAACAAGUAGAGCGUGGAUUCGGGCGGUCAGAGAAGGCGAGUCAAGCAUCCCAGGUCAACCUCAGUGCACGCCUCUCGAAAGACCCCAAAGACCAAGGCAAAGGGGCGGGACUUAAAGAAACUUGGAGGUUGAUCAAGAUCGCACGGCCAGAAGCUGGAGUUCUCGGAUGGGCAUUCCUCUUCCUUAUAGUAUCGUCUUCAAUUUCCAUGACUAUACCAUUCUCAAUUGGCAAAUUUCUGGACGUUGCAACGAAGGCAGAGGAUGGAGGCAAUACGCUGUACGGCUUCGACCUGUCAACCCUCUACUUAGCCUUGGGUGGUAUCCUGAUUGUUGGCGCUGGAGCGAACUACGGCCGUAUCAUAAUCCUUCGGAUAGUGGGAGAACGUAUUGUGUCCCGAUUACGGUCUCAGCUUUUCCGAAGAACUUUCGCACAGAACGCGGAGUUUUUCGAUGCCAAUCGGGUGGGAGAUCUUAUAUCGCGUCUCAGCUCUGACACCGUCAUUGUUGGAAAGAGCAUUACUCAAAACCUGUCGGAUGGACUACGGUCUCUGGUCAGCGGAGUCGCCGGAUUAACACUCAUGGCCUAUGUCAGUCUCAAGCUUACGAGUGUCCUGGCCAUCUGCUUUCCACCCGUAGCUAUUGGGACGUUCUUCUAUGGCCGAGCUAUAAGGAAUCUCAGCCGCAAGAUACAGAAGAAUCUGGGGACCCUGACCAAGAUCGCCGAAGAAAGACUAGGAAACGUAAGGACAAGUCAAGCGUUCGCUGGUGAGAUCUUGGAGGUUGCAAGGUACAAUAAACAGGUGAAGAGGAUAUUCAAUUUGGGGAUAACAGAAGCUUUCAUUUCAGCUACAUACUUCAGCGCGACAGGUCUCGCUGGCAAUAUGACUAUACUUGCUUUACUCUAUAUCGGAGGCGGAAUGGUGCAAUCCGGUGCCAUCAGUAUAGGGGAGCUGACAUCCUUCCUCAUGUACACCGCAUAUGCUGGAUCGAGUCUUUUCGGGCUGUCGGGCUUUUGGUCUGAGCUCAUGAAAGGAGUUGGAGCCGCAAGCAGGUUGUUUGAGCUGCAGGACAGAAAGCCAACCAUUUCGCCAACCGUGGGUUUACCCGUUUACACUGCCCGGGGAGCCAUCCGGUUCGAAAACCUGUCCUUCAGCUACCCCACCCGGCCGGCAGUCGACAUAUUCAAGAAUCUAGACUUCGAGAUCCCACAAGGCUCCAAUGUCGCAGUCGUUGGACCAUCCGGUGGCGGAAAGUCAACAAUAGCCUCACUCCUCCUCCGAUUCUAUACGCCUACUCAGGGCUCCAUCAAAAUCGAUGGCGUCGAUCUGUCUACCAUGAACGUCAAAGCUUUAAGACGGAAAAUUGGAGUCGUGUCUCAAGAGCCUGUGCUUUUCUCUGGAACGAUUGCGGAUAAUAUCUCUUAUGCAAAACCUAACGCCACUCGCAAAGAGAUAAUUGAAGCUGCUCGAAAGGCCAAUUGCCGAUUCAUUGAAGACUUUCCCGAUGGCCUUGACACUUCUGUGGGUCCGAGAGGGGCAAUGUUGUCAGGUGGACAAAAACAGCGAAUAGCAAUUGCAAGAGCUCUGGUAAAGAACCCGGACAUCCUGAUCCUAGACGAAGCAACAUCCGCCCUAGACGCAGAAUCCGAGACCCUAGUCAACCAAGCCCUCGCUGCCCUCCUCAAAGGCAACAACACCACCAUCUCCAUCGCCCAUCGCCUGUCAACCAUUAAGCGCUCCGACAGCAUCAUCGUGCUUUCUUCCGACGGCAAAGUAGCACAGCAAGGUUCUUAUGCUGAGCUCAGCCAGGAUCGUCAUGGGGCCUUUACCAAGCUGAUGGAGUGGCAGAUGAGCGGCGGAGAGACAAAGGGGGAGCCGGAAGUUACGAAAGAGGUGGAACCAGAGGCGAAGGAGACGAUGAGCGAAUACGAUGAUGUUGUCGAGGGGCUGUCAGAGGAGAGCGAAGUAGAAGAGGACGAGGCGGCUUUGAAGCCGAAGAGAGGCGACGAGGCGGGGCCGGAGACGGUCUUGGACAAGUCUCGUAAGGGGGAGAUGUGA